AUGAACUCCAACGCUAAAAGCAUCAUGCCUUGCCCACAAGUUGAUAUCUGGGAUGUUGAAAGUUUAGUAUCUGAAGAGACUGAUGGAUCAGGGCCUCAGGCUCCUAAGUUCACUCAGCAAUUUACAAACACUCUUAAGCACAACAAGGGCCAUAUUAGGAAGUCUGACUUUGAUAAAAUUUCCGGUUGCUCACCAGAGUCUGAAGAAUUAUGAGAAGAUAGCAGCCCUCAAUCAAUUAUUGUAGAAUUCUUGCCAAAGAAAGUGAGGGUAGGAGCCAAACGUAAGCUUAGAGAUUACAGACCUGGAACAUACAACGCUAAAGCUCCAUUGAAAUGGGGACAACUUGAGCUCCCUGAAAAAGGCUCGGAUUAUCUAAGAAAGUUGCCAUCUGAAGAGAUCCUCAGAGCCAUGUUGGCAUAACUAAUUGUACUAAAUAAAUUUAUUUAUUAAU
Molecule: messenger RNA, 451 nt
Organism: Moneuplotes crassus
Lineage: Eukaryota; Ciliophora; Spirotrichea; Euplotida; Euplotidae
Source: the annotation of a GenBank genome assembly